Leguminivora glycinivorella is the source of this 1001-nucleotide messenger RNA. Its product is annotated as protein eva-1 homolog C-like. Bases 177 to 1001 code for a protein of 274 amino acids. The record is from RefSeq and is a predicted model, not a curated record. Lineage: Eukaryota; Metazoa; Arthropoda; Insecta; Lepidoptera; Tortricidae. The transcript is spliced from 6 exons. Gene Ontology annotation, molecular function: carbohydrate binding.
AACGGGUUCCCCGCGCCUGACAGCCCACGUGGCUAGCCAUGUGCCAACAUGUUUUGAUCCCUGCGCGUGUUUACUUCUCAAUCGUCGCCGCGAGCUCUUUAGCUUGAACACUGAACGGUGGUACGGUUUUCGUCAACUUUAACGGUGUUUCGGGAACUUUAGUGAACUUUUCGAGGAUGUACGCGUUUGCGAUUAUCGCCGCGUUCCUGAUAUUGCCGGGGCCAUCCAGUAUCUACUCGGAUAAUUUAGGUUCCCUGGCUAGCACGCUCAAAGAUAUGCACCGGACCGCGUGCGACGACGAGCUGGUGUCGCUAGCAUGCCCCACGGGCACAGUCGUCAAUGUGCAAGCGGCAACGUACGGUAACGGGACACGCACGUGCGAGAGCGUCAAGCCGGGACAACAGACGAGCGAUGGAUGCUUGUGGCCUAAUUCUAUGCAGUACUCCUUACUACAAACAGUAGUGGAGGCAUGUCAGAAGAAGAAAAACUGCCAAUUCAGCACAGCACUGAUGGCGGGUGCCCCCGAUCCGUGCCCUAAGGCUAGGAAGUUCGUACGAGUGGCGUACAAGUGUCGACCAUAUGAGUUCCGGAGCAUCGUGGCCUGUGAAAACCAGACCCUGACCAUCGGCUGCAACCCGUACUCGAGGAUUGCCGUGUACGAUGCUGAAUUUGGACGCACCCUGUUCUCCACGGAGUGCUCGCAGAAAGGAAUGGCUGACGAGAAUUGCAAGGCGCUAAUGGCAGGCAGCAAAGUGAUGCAAAGUUGUCACGGGAAGAGAAGGUGUGAGGUGCUGGCUUCCAGAACAAUCUUCGGGAACCCUUGCAACCGCACCAACAGGAUGUACCUCAAAGUUGUGUUUGCUUGUGUGCCGCUGGGCGUUCUCACAGAGCAGUUUGAGGCCACUCAAGAGGCGGACGAGGCCAUGAAUGGGGUUCUGAACUCAGCCGCUUCGGAGUUGUACGACAAUACUGGUAAGCUAAAAAAAAUUAUACAAUUCUAA